AGCCGCUUUGACAGGGCUAACCGGAAGUUGCAUCGCGCUUCCUGCCUGAGCGGACCGCUAUUGAGGUGGAUAACGGGGAUGGUUUUGUGAGAGAAGUGAGAAUUACGAAGCUUUGGGCCAGAGGGCAGUAUCUUGGCCUGCCUUUAUAAGGGCUAUCUUCGGCCGCAAGGAUGUCGGCUAGCGCAGUAUAUGUGCUAGACCUGAAGGGGAAGGUUCUUAUUUGCCGGAAUUACCGUGGUGAUGUGGACAUGUCAGAGGUGGAGCACUUUAUGCCAAUUUUGAUGGAGAAAGAAGAAGAAGGAGCGCUCUCACCAAUACUUGCUCAUGGAGGUGUCCGGUUCAUGUGGAUUAAACACAACAAUCUAUAUCUUGUUGCAACGUCUAAAAAGAAUGCCUGUGUAUCGUUGGUAUUUUCCUUUCUGUACAAAGUAGUCCAGGUAUUUUCUGAGUACUUUAAAGAGUUAGAAGAGGAAAGUAUCCGUGAUAAUUUUGUAAUUAUAUACGAGUUAUUAGAUGAGUUAAUGGAUUUUGGAUAUCCUCAAACCACAGACAGCAAAAUAUUACAAGAGUAUAUCACCCAAGAAGGUCAUAAAUUAGAAACUGGAGCACCCCGUCCUCCAGCCACAGUAACAAAUGCUGUAUCUUGGAGAUCAGAAGGCAUUAAGUAUAGGAAGAAUGAAGUUUUCCUGGAUGUCAUAGAAUCUGUGAACCUUUUGGUGAGUGCAAAUGGAAAUGUGUUACGCAGUGAGAUAGUAGGGUCAAUCAAAAUGCGAGUGUUUCUUUCAGGAAUGCCUGAACUUCGUCUUGGAUUAAAUGAUAAAGUUCUCUUUGAAAAUACUGGGCGUGGAAAGAGCAAAUCCGUGGAACUGGAAGAUGUUAAGUUCCACCAGUGUGUGCGCCUGUCAAGAUUUGAAAAUGACAGGACAAUUUCUUUCAUUCCUCCAGAUGGGGAGUUUGAGCUCAUGUCUUACCGUUUGAACACACACGUUAAACCGCUAAUCUGGAUUGAAUCUGUAAUAGAAAAACAUUCCCACAGUCGUGUUGAAUACAUGAUUAAGGCCAAAAGUCAGUUUAAGCGCAGAUCUACUGCCAACAAUGUUGAGAUUCACAUUCCAGUGCCAAAUGAUGCCGAUUCUCCCAAGUUCAAGACCACAGUAGGAAGUGUCAAAUGGGUUCCAGAAAACAGUGAAAUUGUGUGGUCUAUAAAGUCCUUCCCGGGUGGCAAGGAGUAUCUCAUGAGAGCUCACUUUGGCCUCCCAAGUGUUGAGGCAGAAGACAAAGAAGGAAAACCUCCUAUCAGUGUGAAGUUUGAGAUUCCCUAUUUUACAACCUCUGGAAUUCAGGUUCGGUACUUGAAAAUCAUUGAAAAAAGUGGCUACCAGGCUUUGCCAUGGGUGCGGUAUAUCACCCAGAAUGGAGAUUAUCAACUUCGAACACAGUAAAGAAAAAAGUUUGGACAACGCCAAAUACAAAGCAUCUGGAUCUCGCCUUUGGACGCAGAGCAUAUACGUUACAGAAAAAAAGAAGAAUCUGGUAGCUGCAUCUGUUGGAUUUACGCUGCUUUCUGUAAAUGUGUUUGUUGUCUGUUGCCCCAUUCCCAGGCCCAGUCGGAAUUCAUUGUAAGUGAUCUUACCAGAAAGACCUGUGAGAUGCAUCAAGCUCUCUAAUAGAUUAAAUGUUCUUUAUAUGCUUUAA
This is a messenger RNA of Xenopus laevis (African clawed frog), 1695 nucleotides long. RefSeq names its product AP-1 complex subunit mu-1 (gene ap1m1.L). The record is from RefSeq and is a predicted model, not a curated record. Lineage: Eukaryota; Metazoa; Chordata; Amphibia; Anura; Pipidae. The coding region runs from base 171 to 1442 and encodes 423 amino acids. The transcript is spliced from 12 exons.